AUGCAGACCCCUCAAGCCGUCGCAAUCUUCCCCCGUAACAAGAAAACCGGCCCAAGACAGUCUCCGGUCUUUCUCACCCGUCACGACCUCGUCAAGCUCUUCCCCUUCAAGCUCGAAGAAGCCGCCGAAAGCCUGGGCUUGUCGCUGACGGCCUUGAGGAACGCAUGUCGAAAGCUUGGCAUCUACCGAUGGCCGUAUGCCAGAGCAGGAGGGGCCUCGAUCACAGGCUCGCGGGAGCAUCAAACGACCAGUAGCGCAGAGCACGCUGACUUCUCCGACGACAUCAUGCAAGCGGAGGCGUCAGCGUCAGGCGGUGGGAGCAGCCACGAGGGCGUCGUGACGAGUCAUCAGGACGAGACGGCGUCAAGUCAGGAGGAUCAAGUCGGAGCCGAUCCGCAUGAGGCGAGCGAAGGAGAUGUACGAUCGAUGGAAGAAGGGAAGGAGCGGAGGUUCAUAGAGUGGUACGCGAACCAAAAGGACGAGGACGAAGAGAGCGUAUUCUACGAGCCUGAGAGGGAGACUCGUUGGACUCAAUAUGAUGCGAUCUCGAAUAUCUCAUCAUCUGUUUCAUACCUACCCGCCUUUUGA
Molecule: messenger RNA, 588 nt
Organism: Guillardia theta CCMP2712
Lineage: Eukaryota; Cryptophyceae; Pyrenomonadales; Geminigeraceae
Exons: 2
Coding region: 1-588 (195 amino acids)
Source: RefSeq, a predicted model, not a curated record